UCAAGAACUCAGUCGUCGUCUGUCCGUUCUCGUAAAUUCGGGGUAACCGAUUAAGGAGCUUCAGUCUUCUGCUCGCUCAAGUCUCGCUUCCGGAUUAGCACGGGACUCUCGCACUUCUUCUCUCGUCCUCUUCCUUGUUUCGUGAAGGGUGAACUCACUUUCUCGUUUUUUUCAUUGUGUCGUUCUAUUUACUGUGACACAUACAAAAAUGCGUUAAAAAGAACGAAUAUCAACCAUGUCUACGGAAGAGAUACAUGUAGGGAGCGGCAUGUUUUCCGCGACGCUUUCGUCCGUUUUGCUGCUUCUGCUUUUUGGCCGUGUGGUGAAUGCCCAGAGAAGCUUAGAGUUCUUCGAUCUUCUGCCGGAAGAUCCAAAAUUUUACGACAAAAUGCGACCUCCCAAGAAGGAUGGUCAGGCAACCGUUGUACAUUUUCACGUUACUGUGAUGGGGCUCGAUUCCAUUGACGAGAAUUCAAUGACAUACGCUGCUGACAUUUUCUUCGCCCAAACAUGGAAGGACAAUAGACUCCGAUUGCCAGAAAAUAUGACAUCCGAGUAUAGAUUGUUGGAGGUCGACUGGCUGAAGAACAUGUGGCGGCCCGACUCCUUCUUUAAAAACGCAAAGUCGGUGACCUUUCAAACGAUGACAAUACCUAAUCAUUAUCUAUGGCUAUACAAGGACAAAACCAUUCUUUACAUGGUGAAACUGACCUUAAAACUGUCUUGUGCCAUGAACUUUCUCAUUUAUCCUCACGAUACGCAGGAAUGCAAACUACAAAUGGAAAGUCUGUCGCACACGACGGACGAAAUGAUCUUCCAGUGGAAUCCCGAUGUUCCUCUCGUUGUAGACGAGAACAUUGAGCUGCCCCAGUUGCAGCUCGUUAAAAAUUAUACAGCCGACUGUACACAAGUCUAUUCCACGGGUAACUUCACUUGCCUCGAGGUCGUAUUCGUGUUAAAGCGACGUCUCGGUUAUUACCUGUUCCACACCUACAUUCCAACGUGCUUGAUCGUCAUUAUGUCGUGGGUCUCGUUCUGGAUAAAACCCGAGGCCGCGCCCGCCAGAGUCACCCUAGGGGUCACCUCGUUACUCACCCUGUCUACGCAACACGCCAAGAGCCAAGCCUCGUUACCGCCUGUUUCGUACUUGAAGGCUGUUGACGCCUUCAUGUCGGUUUGCACGGUGUUUGUGUUCAUGGCGCUGAUGGAGUAUUGUCUGGUGAACAUCGUUCUCGGUGAUUCGGAUGCGCCCGCGAAAUCCGCGCCUCCACCACCGCCCCCGACCUCAAGUACCGCAGACUCGGCUAAACUCGAUAAGAUCUUCGAUAUCGCUACCAAGAAAUCACCGGCUGCCCUGCCACCCACUCCUGCACAAAGGGCGCGGAUACGAGCUCUCAACAUCGACCGCUUCUCGCGCGUUUUCUUCCCCUUUUUAUUCACCGUUUUGAACGUCACCUACUGGAUAAUGUUCGCUGAGUACAUUUAAAGGAUAGUGACGGGGUCACUUGCGGAAGCUUGUCCGACUGUCAAUGCUUGGAGAAAUGCGAGGGAACAAACGAGAAGAAAAGUUCUCUUUGCGACAGGGACGACAAAGAUGCUUAUCGGUGAUGGAACUAGCGGAAUCGAUACGUAGGUAUACAAUUUUUCUGAAAAAAUUUGUUUAUCGUUUAAAGAGUUUAAUCUGAGAAUGAAUUCUGAUAAAAUUAACAGAUAGAUUCGCGUUUAAAAUGUUGGAAUAAGUGUUGAAGGAUAAUUGCGACGGAAAGUAUAAUUAGCGCAAAUAAUAAGGAUAAAAUUUAGUGAUAAAGAAGUAACGUUAACAUACGCAUGUAAAGGUUUUAAAAAUGCUUCUCUUACUAACUUACUACUUACUUACUUACUUACACACACACACACAUUCUCUCUCUCUCUCUCUCUCUCUCUCUCUCUCUCUCUCUCUCUCUCUCUCUCUUUCUCUCUCUUUCCCUCUAUUUCAGGCUUCCUAGUUUAUUGAAACCACUAAUCCAGAAAUUAAUAGUCGAAACAUAACAAAAUCGAUAUCAGCUAUGAUUUUUUGGACCAUCCAACUAGAUUCUUCAUUGAUUUACAAAAGAAGAUCAAUGCUAUAUAGACGACAAUUCUGUGUUUAUCGAUGUUGAUAUGAUGAUUAAUCGAUAUCUAGUUACCAUAUCGUUAAUUCUACACGUAGAGAAAAAGGAUUAGCCGAAGAAAUUAAUAUAUAGCCUGUGGCAACAAAGAAGCAAAGUAGAGACAAUUAACGUGGCAAAAUCUUUUGAAUUUUACACUUUAAUUUUGUGAUUACAAAAAUAUUUAACUUGAAAAAAUUUCUUGCUACUGACGAGAUUCGAACUGAAGUUUUUGAGAUUAUAAGUCAGGUAUCUUACGUGCUGCGAUAAUCUUUCUGUUCGUAAAUAUGAUAGUAUAACUGGCACACUAAUAUUAGGUGUACAAAUAAAUUAGGUGUCUUUAAAUUCAAUCAAUUAUAAUUCUAUUUUAAAUUAAUAUUUUUUCCCACUGUUUUGGAGCUUUGAAGUGUUGAUCUUAACUUUUUAAACGUACCAUAUAACUUGACUCUGCUUGCGACAUAACCUCAAAAAACAGUAGUUUGCACCAGCAUGGCUUCUCAGAAGGAGCAUAUUAAGCCCUGUACUUUUUCCGCAUUCUAAUUAAAGAAAAAUGCUACUAAGGCUACUAAAAUUUGCUACGCUUUAUAUGAAAAUGCGGUGAUCCAUAAAAUGUGUAGAAAGUAGUUUCAAAAGUUUUAAAGUAGCAAUUUUGAUUUUACUGAUGCAGAACGCAGUGAAAUACCAAAAAAAUUGAGGAAGAAUUAGAGCAGAUAUACCAAAAAAUUGAGGAAGAAUUAGAGCAGAUAUCAAAUAAAAAUCUUUGUUAAACGUACCAGAAACUUGCUGAGGAACUCGGUGUAAUUUAAUACUACUUCGGUGUAAUUUAAUAACUAUUUCCGUUCGCUUAAAGAAGCUUGGGAGAAUAUAAAAGGCAGGCCAUUGGGUCCCUCAUGUCUUCAGCUUCGAAAACAAAGUGAUACGAAAACACUGACACGACAAUGUUCCUACUAUUACGAUUCAAACAAAAGGAUUUUCUUCAUAAAAUUAUAACUAAAGAUAAAAAAUGGGUAUUAUACGACAACCUCAAAAGACGUGGGUUUAUCUGGGUGAACUAUCAACAAGUACUGUUAAACCGAAUAUUUACACUAAAAAGUAUUGCUGUGUAUUUUGUGGGAUUUCAAAAGUGUUCUUUAUUAUUUAAAUUGCUCAAAUUCGGUGGGACUGUUACUUCUGAGCUAUUACCAGCAACAAAUGAUUAAUUUGAGUAAUGCAAUUGAGCAAAAAAGACUAUUUAUCAGUAGUAGUGAAACUAAACAGGUGAUUUUCUACACAUACACGACAACGCGCGGCCACAUAACACGGCAAAAGCAACUUUGAAAAUCAUCUCUUCUCUAAGUUGGGAAAUGCUCCCUUAUGCGGUUUAUUCUCAGACCUUGCCCUCUCGGAUUAUUACCUGUUUCGAUCGCUGUAGCAUCACCUGGUCGAUUCCCACUUCAAAUUUCUCGAAGAGGUCGAAAAAAGUAUUAUUGACUUUAUUGGAUCAAAACCACCAUCUUUUUAUCGAAACGAAGUUCGUCAAAUGUUUGAAAGAUAGCUGAAAUGUGUGGAAAAUAAUGGGGACUAUUUCGAAAAUUAAUAUGUUUUUUAUUUUUUUGUAAAUAAACGUCAAAAUCAUGCUCCGAAAAGGCUCCGAAUUUAUUUGUACACCUAAUAUAUAAUUUUUCAAUUAUAUUAUUUAAUGUGUUAUAAAAAAAUAAAGAAUUAGAAUAAAACGUUAUAUUUUCUGCAGUUUUAUUGUCAAUUUAAUUAAAAUUAUGGAAAAAAACAUCAACUAGUUUUAUCUUUAAUCGAGUUAUUUAAUAGUUAUAACUUUUUAUAUCACUCCUUAUAUGUAGUGUUAAUCAGUUAACGACAGAAUACUAGUGCGCGUAAAACAGUAGGAUGAGCCAUGUAAUUUCUUAUAGUCAAAAGUUCGAAAGUGCAUAAGAUAUUUAAGAAUAACUGCCACUUUUCGAAUUCGUUGAAUUCGUGCUAAAAUGCGCAUUUAAUUUCAGCUAAUAUAUAUGUAUCUCGCAAAGAAUUCACUUUAACUCUAAUAACCAAUUCUUAGUGAUGACAGAAAAACGGUUAAUCUUUUAACUCAACUUGAAUUAAAUACUGAAAUUUAAUUGAUGUUACUAAAUCUUCUUUUUAUUGUGUAUAGUUAAUGUAAAAUAGUUAAUGUUAUUGUGUAUAGUUAAUAGCUAAAAAGUUGUAACACUUUUUUGCUAUGCAUUUUGAAAUACAAAAGUAUAGCCGAUACCCUUAUAGAAAUAUCAUACUAAGAAUCAUUGAUAAUUACUUAUUAUCCAGUAUUUUUAAUACUGAAAAUAAGUAAUUAUCAAUGAUUCUUAGUAUGAUAUUUCUAUAAGGGUAUCCAGUAGAAGAAUUUGUUUCUUCAGGAAUUCUUAAGAGAUAGAUUUUUCUACUGGAUACGCGACUCAGCAAACAUAAUUAUGUAAUUGUUAUAUUGCCGUAAUAUAACGAAAUAUAAUGUGCAAUAUAACAUGUGCAUUACAUGUAAUAUACACAUUAGUUAUGAUUUCCCUUACAGAAAUAUCAUACUAAGAAUUAUUGAUAAUUACUUAUUUUCAGUAUUAAAAAUACUGGAUAAUAAGUAAUUAUCAAUGAUUCUUAGUAUGAUAUUUCUAUAAGGGUUCUCUCUCAAUAUUACAGCUAUAUGAUAAAAAUAUGACGUGUUACUAAAAUUGUAUAUAGCUGUUACACAUAUCGAUCACUGAAAUGUUAUAUAACUGGAAUAGCAUCUGGAAAGUCCUGAACAUGUCCAGGUUACCUUUUGUAUAUGUGUGUGUGUGUGUGUGUGUGUGUGUGUGUGUGCGCGCGCGCGUGCGCGCGUAUCUCUAAGCUAUUACCACUUAUUCGUUCUCACCUCUAUAAACAUUUCCAUAGGAGAUUCAAUUAUUACUGUAACAGUAAUUGUCACUGAUCAAAAAGUGUGUGACUUCAUUAUAAGAGUGAGUUCUACGAUUCAAGUUUUGUUGUUUUAUAUGUUCUUAUGCGCGUUGUAGUUUACGUAUGAAAAUAUAUAGGAAAACUAAUGAAUGAUCCAAUACCGGAUAUAAAAAUGUCACAUAACAUAGAUGUAUUGCAAAUAAUAUACUUGCUAACAUGUAUGUAACAUGUUAUAUUUCAAUUAUGUUGCUGUUAUACCAUUAUAACCAGUAAAUAAUAGAAUAAUAUAUAAGGUGUUCCAGACCUUCGAAGCUUUCGUGGAAGCAUAGUAUGAAUUGAGAUGAAAGGUCUGAUAUCGUUCAGUGAUAUUUGCAGUAAUUAUCGAGAUAUUAAUUAAAAAAAAUUUCUGAAUCAUGAUCACGCGAGAUAUGAAUGAUAUAGGACUUUUAUGUUCAUCUUAGUGUUUAUCUUGAUCCGUACUAUAUCUCCAUGAAAGUUUCGGAAAUUAUUCUGGGACAUCCUGUGUAACAAUUCUAAAAUAGAGUUAUACUGCAGUUAUAAAAGGAAAUUAUGCAACUGUAAUAUCAAUAACGUAUAACAGCCAUUUUAUUACGUCUUACUUUUAUGUCAUAUAAUAGUUACAUUCGGUGUUUGUUGGGAAAAAAGAUAUUUUGCGAAACUUAUUGAAAUAAUCCACACAGCAGAGGUGUCCAAAAUAUAUCAUAGGGUUAUCCUAAAGAUAUAUUUGAGAUAUGUGAUAUCUUCAAGAUAUCCCUAUGAUGUAUUUGGGACAUUCUUGCUGUGUGGGAAGAGUGUAUUGCAACAUUUAGCUACUCAUUGUUUAUCGUGAAUAUCUAGUUGAUUAUUUAUAGCUUAUCUGCAUUUUAUUUUCAUAAUUUAAUUAUAUAAGAUAUUCGGUAAUAAACACGACAACGACGUGUUGAUACCGUUAUAUCGUUGAGAUAUGCAAAGGAAGAUCAUAUUUCGUCGAUAUUAUGUCAAUGUAUAAUUGAACUACAGUUAUCUAUAUGAUGUCUAGAAGAUACUAUAUAAGUAUUGACAGAUAGUUGACGAUAUAUUCGGAAUCGUAUUUAAAUCAAAUAGAUACAUCGAUUCGAUUUGAAAUGAUAUAAGAUGGGGGAGGGAGGAAAAGGGAAUAACUCGUCAGCAUCUAUCUAGAGGUCUGUUCUUUUUCUCUAUACUGGCGGCACUAAUAAAGCGGGGUCUACAAUAGAAGUCGUAGAGUCGUAAGUCAUAGACAUUGAUCAAUCGCGGUCGAUUAUUCUUCUCGUACCCGACUAUCAUUGAUCAAUUUCUACGAUUUACAACUUUAUCCCUUAUAGAAAUAUCAUACUAAGAAUCAUUGAUAAUU
Messenger RNA from Odontomachus brunneus, 6390 nucleotides. It is a transcript of the gene Hiscl1, whose product is annotated as glycine receptor subunit alpha-3. The record is from RefSeq and is a predicted model, not a curated record. Gene Ontology annotation, cellular component: synapse; membrane; neuron projection. Gene Ontology annotation, molecular function: neurotransmitter receptor activity; extracellular ligand-gated monoatomic ion channel activity; chloride channel activity. The coding region runs from base 236 to 1486 and encodes 416 amino acids. NCBI's taxonomy places the organism in Eukaryota, Metazoa, Arthropoda, Insecta, Hymenoptera, Formicidae. The transcript is spliced from 9 exons. Gene Ontology annotation, biological process: chloride transmembrane transport; nervous system process; signal transduction.